Messenger RNA from Dovyalis caffra, 1278 nucleotides. The record is from the annotation of a GenBank genome assembly. NCBI's taxonomy places the organism in Eukaryota, Viridiplantae, Streptophyta, Magnoliopsida, Malpighiales, Salicaceae.
AUGGUGGAGUAUGAGAAUUUGGAAGCCUGUAGUGAGAUUGUGGAGGAAAAAGAUGAACAAAAAGGAGGGUUCUUUGACUUUUUCUGGGCUCCAAUUGAUUGGUUCAAGAUGCUUGCUAAUGAGACACAUUGGAGUUUUGUAUUUGGUGUGUUGUCUGUGUAUGGUGUAAACCAAGGACUUGGUGGAGCUUUCAAUCGUGUUGGCACUGACUAUUACAUGAAGGAUGUUCAAAAGGUGCAGCCUUCUGAAUCCCAGGUUUAUCAAGGAAUCACUGCAAUUCCAUGGCUUGUCAAGCCUCUCUGGGGCCUCCUCACUGAUGUUAUUCCAAUUUUCGGGUACCGGAGGCGGCCUUAUUUCAUCUUUGCUGGAUUGCUUGGUGUGGUCUCCAUGCUCUUGUUGUCUUUUCAUGAGAACCUGCAUAUUGUAUUUGCUCUGCUGUCAUUGACAGCAGGAAGUGCUAGUGCAGCAAUAGCAGAUGUAACGAUCGAUGCCUGUGUGGCACAGAAUAGUAAUACUCGUCCAUCCCUUGCUGCUGACAUGCAAAGUUUGUGCGCUUUCAGUUCAUCCAUUGGAGCAUUAAUGGGAUUCUCGCUCAGUGGUAUUUUUGUCCACCUAAUUGGCCCUAAGGGGGUGUUCGGCUUGCUAUCAAUCCCAGCUGGACUUGUACUUUUAGUUGGAAUUUUGCUUGAUGAGCCCUUCUUGCCUGACUUCUCUUACAGACAGGUAAAACAGAAGUUUGUGGAUGCUGGUAAAGCAAUGUGGAGAACUUUGAAAUUCCCAGAUGUGUGGAGACCAUGCAUAUAUAUGUACUUAUCCCUCGCGAUGAGCGUAAAUAUCCACGAAGGGUUGUUCUACUGGUAUACAGACUCAAAGGGGGGUCCAUCUUUCUCUCAGUGUCUCUCAGAUGAUUGCAAGGCUAAAGUGGAUGCCUCUUCUUGUGCUCAGUUCCAAGCUUUGCCCCCUGGUAUUGAAGGCACUUUCUUUGCUCUACUAAUGUCAAUCGAUAACGUUGGACUUCUCUCAUCUCAAUGGGCUGGAGGCAUCGUUCUUCAUUUUCUGAACGUCACUCGGACUAGAUUCGAUAAUCUCUGGCUUGCCAUCAUUACCCGGAACAUAUUGCGGGUCACUCCACUUUUUCUACUGUUUCUGAUUCCUAGAGGUGAUCCCAAUGCUUCAAUACUUCCAACUGAAAUCUUAGGUGAAAAACAGACGGCUGAAACUCCCGAAAACAAGAAUAUCGAAUUGGUGUCCCUUGUAAGCAGUGAUGAUGGUAAAUAG